AUGGCGGAUGAUAUGGAAACCCUAGGCAUCCUCGACGAGAUUCAAGCUCUUGUAUCAGACAAACUUCAAGUGUCAAAGGACGUGUCUUUUUUCUUUUUAUAUUUUUUUGUUUGGNAGUGGCUGAGUCGAAAUUUUUUGGUGUCAUCAGAUUCUGCAAAGAGGUUGCUUCAGGAAUUUGUUGAAAAGCAUGGAAAUGGUCUUGAGGUAGUCUAUAGCUUGUCUGGCUGGUUGAAAACUAGCCCCUCAACCUACCAUAUAAGACUUGUCUCUACUCCUAACCUCGCAGAAGCCAAGAAAGAAUUAUCGGACGAUUGCUCAGUUCAGGUCUAUAGCGUGCAAGCUUGCAUCCCUAAGGAUCCAGUGGCCCUCUGGAAUACUGAAUUUGUCCAGGCUGAAGAGCUCUUUAGGCAGCCCCUCUCAGUUGAUAAUUGUUUGCUUGAUAAUAGAUUUUGUGGAGUUUCAAAUCCUUUCGUCAAGCGCAAUGGUGGAGGAACAAUUCCAAGCACUGCUACUGUUCCUCAGGUGAAAAGUGGAGCAUUAGGACUUCGUAAAAGUAACUCUACUGCUCAAGCGCAACCUGAGCAGAAAAAGGUUCAGGUACCAAGUCCUAGUGCCAAUGUGCCAUCUUCGCAUGUGGUUGAUGCCAAAAGUGAGAGUCGUGGCACAUCAGGUCCUGGACAGGGUAGUAAGCUUGCUGCAGAAAAAGACAAAGUUGCUCAACUGCCGGCUGCUAAGAAGGCAGUUCAGUCUGACAAAAGUUCUGCUAAAAAUGGCGGGGCAUUGGCUAAUAUGUGGGGUCGUGUAUCCACAAAGCCAAAAGCGGACAGUGUUUCAGCUGCUACCAGUGACGCCACACCAAAUCCUGCUGGUAAUGCGGCUCAAAUAUGUACUCCGGAAGGAAUAGAAGAUAGGGUCAGUGAUGAUGAUGAUCAACAAGUCAGCGUCAGGAGAACAUCAAAUGGUGAGGGAAAUAGAAAGAGGAGGGUAAUUUUUGAUUUUUCGGAUGAAGAAGAUGAAUUCAAGGAUGCCGUCAACCUAGCAUCACCUGAUCCUCCAAAGCAGAAAUUUAUUUUAGGAUCAAAACAAAGUCCUAGUACUCUAGAACUGGAAAAGCAGGAAGUCAAGAAGGCAAAGGAGGCUAGCACCAAGAGUCAUGAGCGAGAAAGAGAACCCUUACCUACCAGCGAAUCGGAGAAGUCUAAGUUGUCCUCUUCAGAGAUGAUUUCAGAACAUGCCACUCUUAAGAAUGCAACUGUAAAGGAUGAAGUGGCUGAUGCUGCUCCAGUUUCCCCUAAAAGGAGAAAAAUAUUGAAGACACAAAUUGAUGAACGUGGAAGAGAAGUGACCGAAGUUGUUUGGGAGGGUGAAGAUGCAGAAGCAAAGGUUGACGGUAAUACAAUGAAGAAAGCUGACAACAAACCAGUUAAUAGUACUGGUGACAGACCACCUAUGGCUAAGAAGUCUCCCGCGCUGGGAAGUACUGCACCUAUGCAUCAACCAGGUAAAGCAGGAAACAAGAAAGCAGGAAAUAAGGAUCCUAAGCAAGGGAAUAUUCUAUCAUUUUUCAAGAAGACUUAGAGAUUCAGAUUCAAUCUCAGAAGUUCUUGAAACUUCAGAGAUUACCGGUUUUUCAUGGUUUGUUUGGGUACAGUUUGGACCAUUUUCUUGUAUGCAUAACCUGUUUCUGCAUGAUUUUUGAUACUCCACUGUUUGUAAAGUUGCAGACAUUCCUUAAUGUUCACACUUAUAGUAAUCGAAAAGUGGCGUCUCCUUCAUCCGUUAUACAUUCUGUACCCAAAGACACAUCAAUUCUUGUGUAAACUGAGGUGAUGUGCUCAGUUACAGUAUUUUCAACAUGUACUGAUGUCAAGUGAAGUAUAAUAUUGAUAACUCGACAGGACAGAGACCUGCCAUCUCCAA
Molecule: messenger RNA, 1920 nt
Organism: Nicotiana tabacum (common tobacco)
Lineage: Eukaryota; Viridiplantae; Streptophyta; Magnoliopsida; Solanales; Solanaceae
Source: RefSeq, a predicted model, not a curated record